Esox lucius (northern pike) is the source of this 890-nucleotide messenger RNA. RefSeq names its product bouncer (gene bncr). The record is from RefSeq and is a predicted model, not a curated record. The coding region runs from base 112 to 501 and encodes 129 amino acids. The transcript is spliced from 2 exons. Lineage: Eukaryota; Metazoa; Chordata; Actinopteri; Esociformes; Esocidae.
ACUGUGAAGUUCUGGUUUUGAGUUAUAUCUGACAGCCAAAUAAAGUCUCUCAUAAUUACAAUUUGUUUCCCCGAAAUUCACUACAAAGAGCUGUUCCCGAAUGUUAUAAAAAUGGGCAGUCCCCAGGUGUUCCUGUCCCCUGCCCUCCUGGGCCUGGCCCUGCUCCUCCCGGCCAUACUCUGUAAUGACAACCUACUCUGUUACUACAGUCCAGUCAUGUACCGCAACAAGACCUUUGACCUCAUCCUGUCAGAGUGCCCUCCCACUGAGCUCUGCAUGAAGGCGCAUGGUCGCUAUGGCAACCACAGCGCCCUGUCCUCCCGAGGGUGCGUGGAGCGGAGCGACUGCGGCCGGGCCCACGCCCUGCGAAUAAGAGGAACUGUCUACACUAUGACAUAUGCGUGCUGUGAUUAUAAUUACUGUAACGCAGGAUGCCGUGUCGCAGUGAAAUCACUCCCCUUCGCAGUAGCAAUAAUGUCUUUGCUGUUAAUAGGGCUUUAACUAAGAUCAGUUCAGUUUAAGCCGUUUUCUGGCUGUUAUGCAGAACCCGAUGACUACGGUGAAGCUGGCUGAAGGGUUCUCUGCUGCUCAGAGGUGGCUGGUGUCUGCUUGAUUGGGGAGGACAGGCUGACAGUGGUUGCCAUGGAUUAGUGGGACAGAAUCAAACCAUGCUGGUCCAUGCGCUCUGUUCCAUUCCUCUCAAUCCAGACAUUCAUUAAGACGCUUCCUCCCCUCACCAGCCUCCAGUGCUGUGGUGACUCAUACCCAGUCUUACCAAACUGGCGUCUGCACCAACCUGGAAGGCCUGAAAUGUUUUGCUUCACUGCAUGAUGGGAGAACAUGCCUGUACCACCAUUUUAAAAUGAUAAUAAAGUUAUUUUGCCACCGUU